AGAAACAGAGAAACUCAUGAUGAGACACAACAAUAAUACAAAGACAUGGAGAUGUGCGUCAAGUUGUCUCACCCAUCGUCAUGUCUUCUCUUUCUCUUCCUUCUCUUCUCCGAUCAUCAUUCCGCCGCCGGAACUUACAUCCCCGGCAUGUCAAAUGCAGCUGCACGCAUGUUCAACAGAGCGAGGAAAGCAAAACAAGCGAGAGAAUUUCUAAACGCUCACAACACAGCACGCGAGUCUUCAGGCGUACCACCUCUUGGAUGGCACAAAGGCCUGGCCCGGUUCGCUGAUAAAUGGGCCAAACAACGUAAGCCAGAUUGCAGUAUGCAACAUUCCGGUGGGCCUUACGGCGAGAAUAUUUUCUGGUACCGGGAGAGGAAGACGUGGUGGCCAGAGAGAGUGGUGAUGAAAUGGUAUGAAGAGAGGUUUAGCUACGACUCGAAAACAAACUCGUGCGCGUCGGGAGAGAUGUGCGGUCAUUACACGCAGAUCGUGUGGCGAGACACUACAGCUGUUGGAUGCGCACGUGUGAAAUGUGAUGAAGGUCGUGGGUUUCUUGUGGUGUGCGAGUACAAUCCACGCGGGAAUUACGAAGGUGAAAGCCCUUUCGAUCAAACACAGUAAACGAGAGAUGUUAUAGAGAUUGAA
Molecule: messenger RNA, 648 nt
Organism: Brassica napus (rape)
Lineage: Eukaryota; Viridiplantae; Streptophyta; Magnoliopsida; Brassicales; Brassicaceae
Product: pathogenesis-related protein 1
Exons: 1
Coding region: 46-624 (192 amino acids)
Cellular component (GO): extracellular region
Source: RefSeq, a predicted model, not a curated record